Messenger RNA from Haliotis rufescens (red abalone), 1914 nucleotides. Its product is annotated as kynurenine/alpha-aminoadipate aminotransferase, mitochondrial-like. Lineage: Eukaryota; Metazoa; Mollusca; Gastropoda; Lepetellida; Haliotidae. Gene Ontology annotation, biological process: biosynthetic process. Gene Ontology annotation, molecular function: pyridoxal phosphate binding; transaminase activity. The transcript is spliced from 12 exons. Bases 94 to 1404 code for a protein of 436 amino acids. The record is from RefSeq and is a predicted model, not a curated record.
AUUUAUUUGAUGUAGUACGGUUUUUGCCCUGUCAUUGUUCAGUCACACACCUCAAACUUCCGAUUAGAGAAACACUCUGACACGGCCAGCAACAUGGCGGAGGAGCGAAGUGUUGCAUGCAGUGACAACCAACGUAUUACAGACUACAGCUUGUUCUUUAACGAACAAACGAAACUGACAAAACCGGCACCUGUUUGGAGGUAUGUAGAACAAAAGAGUAAAACGCCGACAUCUGGACAAGUAUGGAUGGAUGGAGGAUUACCAAACAGCAUACAGUUUCCCCUUCUCAAAGCAACGUUAACGUUAAGCGAUGGUGAGGAGGUAGAAAUUACACCCGCGGAGAUGAACCUUUGUCUUCAGUAUACAAGCACAAAGGGGAUGCCAAAGAUCCGAGGAUGGGUGGAGGAGUUAUACAGGCGUGUACACAACCCUCCAACAAUGGACGACGGUGGACUUCCCUCAUCCCUCGCCUUGCUACUCACCCCCGGGGGAAGAUUUGGCGUGGUCCAGGCCUUAAAUAUGUUUGUGGAAGAUGGAGGUUGUUUUCUCGCUGAAGAAGUGAUUUACCAGACAAUAAGUCCCACAUACUUACCACGGAAAGUCAGAGGCGUUCCAAUCCGAAGUGAAAAUGGAGGUAUGGACCCUGUCCACCUUAAGCAGGUAUUGUCCGAAUGGAACGAGGGGAGCCAGGGACGGCGUCCCCAUCUAAUGUACAUCGUCCCUAGUCUAAGCAACCCCACGGGGAAGACCCUGAGCGAACAACGGAAGAAGGACCUCUACAACGUUGCCCGAGAGUUUAACAUCCUCAUCUUGGAAGACGAUCCGUACUACUUCUUGCAGAGCUCUCUCGUCCCGAGUUUCCUGUCGAUGGAUACGGAUGGGCGUGUUAUUCGAGUUGACUCAUUUUCGAAGACGUUAUCCCCAGGGUGUCGAAUUGGUAUCGUGUUUGGACCAAAGCAGAUUGUGGACAAAAUGGCAAUUAUACAACAUCCAAUGACAGGGGGGCCGAGCGGAAUAUCUCAGGUGAUAAUCUCUAAGGUUGUGAACACCUGGGGGCACGACAAAUUCCUCAAACACAUGGAAAAGGUGGCUAGCUUCUACAAACAGAGAAAUGACACACUGAUAUCAUAUAUGGAGAAAUAUCUUAUAGGUCUGUGCGAGUGGACACCCACGGGCGGUGGGAUGUUUCAGUGGGUGACGUUACUGGGCGUGGACAAGUCCGAGCCGGUCGUUGACAGAUUGAUGGAGAGGGGUGUGUUCGCCAUGGAUGGCUUCAUCUUCUCCGUGGACCUAGCAUCACGACCCAACAUCCGUCUCGGCUUCGCACAGGUGUCGGACGAAGAAAUGGAAAAGGCAAUUUCAACAUUAGCUGGUGUCCUGAAGGAAAUGAGAGACAUCAAAUGAAAACACGUUUACUCAAAAUGGCAUCUACACUAACUCCUGACAACGAGAUAUGAAACGUAUUCAAGACUAUUAGUAUUGUACACUAUAAAAGAUAUGUGAGAUCAUAAUGGAUAUUACCGGUGAUUAUCGAGAUUAUUGUAACUUAUAUAUAUUUGUUUUCAAUGUAAUCUCGGUUGUCAAAUGAGUACCUCGUAUUCCAAAAUUAUGUCCAGUGCAAGUUUUCCCAUCGAGAUUUAAUUAUGGAAAUAUUUUUGUCACUUAUAUUUCCAAGUAAUCCAGGAUGUCUAUUAUGUACCCGGUGUUCAGUAUGGUCGAGAGUGUCUUUUAAAUGCCGUGUGUUCAAUAUGAUCCAGACUGUCUAAUGAGUGCCUUGUGUUCAAUAAGAUCCAGACUGUCUAAUGAGAACCAGGUGUUCAAUAAGAUCCAGACUGUCUAAUGAAUACCUUGUGUUCAAUAAGAUCCAGACUGUCUAACGAAUACCUUGUGUUCAAUAAAAUCCAGCCUGUCUAA